Messenger RNA from Paramacrobiotus metropolitanus, 4115 nucleotides. Its product is annotated as sodium/potassium-transporting ATPase subunit alpha-2-like. Gene Ontology annotation, molecular function: ATP binding; P-type sodium:potassium-exchanging transporter activity; ATP hydrolysis activity. The coding region runs from base 253 to 3876 and encodes 1207 amino acids. The record is from RefSeq and is a predicted model, not a curated record. Gene Ontology annotation, cellular component: membrane. Gene Ontology annotation, biological process: intracellular sodium ion homeostasis; intracellular potassium ion homeostasis; proton transmembrane transport. Lineage: Eukaryota; Metazoa; Tardigrada; Eutardigrada; Parachela; Macrobiotidae. The transcript is spliced from 18 exons.
AGCCAUGCUGCUGAUAAUGCGGUCAAGGUUUAUAGGUAUUAAUGCACAAACUUGUUUUUGGAUAUAACUGCAUUAAUCAUUAAUCUGCAUAAAUUUCCGAUAACAUGGUGUUAUUGCGGCUUCUGAAUUCGUUUUCCUGAACCAUGGAUUACUUAAUUACAGUCAAACCUCGUAACUCUAAACCCGUCAUCACGAAUACAACCGAAGAGAAUUUCUAGCAACAAGCACAACGGAACUGCAACAGACAACACAAUGAACCAAAGCGAGGAUAAAUCGGCUACGUCGAUGAACCUCCUUACGGCACCGGCUGCUCGACAGCAUGGCCAUACCUUUUGGUCGGCUUCGGACCUCAGCGGAGCAGAUAAGAGUGAAGUAGAGCUACUUGUCCCAACCGCGAGCGCUACGUCGAACAAAUCGGCUAACUGGGUUUCUCCGCAAUCGCACAUGCUUUCAUCAAACAGCACCCCGGACAAGCUGCCGCUACCAUACAGCACAUUAUUUGGACACCAAGCCGUUUUGGCUCCCAGCGCUGCAACUUUGACAUCAGAUGCAGUUCCUGCUUCCCUCAACAACGGUGCCAAGUUGCAGAAUCAGAGAAUGGAAUCGAAAGACAAUCUAUCAGUCAGCACUCCCCUGAGCACAUCAGCCAUGAAACUUUUGUCACCAGUGACAUCAUUUGUCAAGCAGCACACGCCGCUGAUGGGCGCACAGGAAAGCAGAAUGGGCAUGCCCCUUGGUGGUCGCCGAGCGAGUUUCCUAGAUGCCCCGCCGGUUAGAUUGGACAGAAAGGCCACAAAAGAGAUCAAAGAAAAAAACAGGGAAUUGCAGAAAGCCGUGGAAAGCACCAAAAUGGUUGUUGCCAGAGCGUCGCAUCAGCUAAAGGAAGCCAAGCAGCUAGAUGAACUGAAAAAGGAACUUGCAAUGACGGAGCAUAUGAUGACGGUUGACGAGUUGUGCGCCAUGAUGGAAGUAGACCCGGAAAUGGGACUGUCUGAAAAGACAGUGGCGCUACGCUUAGUUCGAGACGGACCAAAUGCGCUGCCGCCUAAGAAAGAAACACCUGGUUGGGUGCUUUGGGCCAAGCAGAUGACCGAAGGAUUCUCACUGCUGUUGUGGGUUGGUGGUUUGUUAGCAAUCAUCGCUUAUUUUAUACAGAAUGCCGACCAACCACACACGCCAAUGGACAAUCUAUAUUUAGGUGUCGUCCUAAUUUGCGUUGUCUUCAUUACUGCAACGUUUUCUUAUGCGCAAGAGGCUAAGUCGUCAAGCAUUAUGAAUUCGUUUCUGAAAAUGGCCCCACAGUUUGCUUCAGCGGUUAGAAAUGGCGAGAAGAAAGGAGUGAUUUCCAGUGACCUGGUGGUUGGUGACAUUGUGGAAAUCAAAGCCGGCGACAAGAUACCAGCAGAUAUCCGGAUACUAGAAAACCGGGGAUUAAAGGUUGAUAACGCCAGCCUGACCGGUGAAUCAGAGCCAUUGAGCCGCUCUGUGGAUGGCACAGAUGAAAAUCCUCUAGAAACGCGAAAUCUGGCUUUUUUCUCAACCUAUGCGGUAGAGGGUAGCGCUAUUGGCAUUGUUGUUCGAACCGGAGAAAGAACGAUCAUGGGUCGCAUUGCUAAACUGGCAGCGGCAGUGGAGACUGAUCUUACGCCACUGGCUGUUGAAAUGCAUCGUUUUGUCAAAAUCAUGACAUGUUUGGCAGCUUUUAUGGGCUUGCUGUUCUUCAUCAUCGCGCUGGCACAAGGGCAAAACAUUCUACCAGCCUUUGUCUUUCUGAUCGGGGUUAUUGUUGCCAAUGUACCGGAAGGGAUUCUGCCGGCCACAACGGUUGCUUUAGCAUUAACAGCAAAACGGAUGGCUCGAAUGAACUGCUUAGUAAAAAAUCUGGCUGCUGUGGAAACUUUGGGAUCGACAUCCGUCAUAUGCUCCGACAAAACUGGCACACUUACCCAAAAUCGCAUGACGGUGGCGCAUUUAUGGGUGAAUAAUACCAUAAUCGAAUGUGAUACGACGGAAGAUCAGAGCAAAAAUAUUAAAAUAAAGGUAGAAUCACCCACGAUGAAAGCCGUGCUGCGCUGUCUCACGCUAUGUAACCGCGCAGUCUUCAAACCUGAGCAGAAUUCUGUGAAUAUCAUGAAGCGGGAAACCAUCGGAGACGCAUCAGAGUCCGCUAUGUUAAAAUUCACCCAGAUUCACGUUGGAGAUGUACUAGGAUAUAGGGAGAAAAAUCGCAAAGUCUGCGAGAUCCCAUUCAAUUCGACCAAUAAAUAUCAGAUAUCUAUACACGAAUCAACCGACUACAAUGGCGAACAUCUACUAGUUAUGAAAGGUGCACCUGAACGCAUCAUUGAACGCUGUGAUUUUGUUGAAUUCAACGGCGAAGCAGAACCAAUGAGCUCCGAAUGGAUGAAGUAUUAUGAUGAUACUUAUGAUACCAUAGGCGGAAUGGGCGAACGCAUUAUCGGUUUGGCAGAACUGCGGCUUCUGCCGAAGAAAUAUCCGAGAGGGUUCCAAUUUGAUGCUGAUAAGCCGAACUUUCCAUUGCGAGGACUGCAUUUUCUUGGACUGGUGUGUCUUAUUGAUCCGCCACGUGCAGCCGUUCCAAAUGCCGUUGCCACUUGCCGAGAAGCCGGUGUUCGCGUGAUAAUGGUAACCGGCGAUCAUCCUACGACCGCUAAAGCCAUAGCGCGAACAGUGGGCAUUAUCACUCCGGAAAGCGAAACGGUUGAUGAUAUUGCAAAGCGGUUGAAUGUGUCUAAGCAAAGUGUUGAUCCUAAACUUGCCGAAGCCGUGGUAGUUACCGGCGCUGAGUUAAGGGAUAUGCCGUCAGAGAAACUGGAUUCAAUCUUGCGGACACACCCUGAAAUUGUUUUUGCUCGGACUUCUCCGCAGCAGAAGUUGAUUAUCGUUGAGGGAGUACAACGGAUGGGCUGUAUUGUCGCUGUCACGGGCGAUGGGGUCAACGACUCUCCUGCCUUGCGAAAAGCCGAUAUCGGAAUCGCGAUGGGUAUCACCGGGAGUGAUGUCAGCAAGGACGCAGCCAAAAUGAUAUUGCUGGAUGACAAUUUUGCCUCUGUGGUUACUGGCAUAGAAGAAGGGCGGCUAAUAUUUGACAAUUUGCGGAAAACUAUUGCGUACAUGUUAACAUCAAAUAUACCCGAAAUCAUACCGUUUUUGAUCGCGGAUAUUUGUGGAAUCCCACAAGCAAUCGGCACUGCCGGUAUUUUAUACAUCGACUUGGGUACCGAUAUUCUACCUGCAAUAGCAAUGGCUUAUGAACGCUCGGAGACCGACAUCAUGAAACGUCCACCUCGAGAUCCGCAAAAUGAUAAGAUAAUCAAUAAAAAAGUUAUGGGGCAGGCCUACUUUCAGAUUGGAGUUCUACAGUGUUUGGCUGGCUAUUUGACCUAUUUUGUCGUCUAUGCCGAAAACGGUUUUUUUCCUCGGAAAAUCAUGUACGGCCUUGAUGAGCACUGGUCCAACGAAGCCACUACUGACCUCACUGACUCUUACGGUCAGGAAUGGACAUACUUUCAGCGAAGAGAAUUGGAGCUAACGUGUCAAGGAGCAUUUUUCAUGACUAUCGUUGUGACUCAGUGGGCGAAUCUGAUUAAUUGCAAAUGCCGCAAAAUGUCCAUUUUCCAGAAAGGAAUGAGUAACCAUGUGAUUAAUUUCGCACUGAUAUUCGAAACUAUUCUCGUGGUCAUAUUGUUGUACGUUCCGGGAGUCAACCAUGCUUUACAAAUGCGGCCGGCAAAGAUUCAGUGGUGGACCGUUGGAAUAUUUUUCAAUAUAUUAAUUUUCGGAUGGGACGAAAUCCGUCGAUGGUUUAUUCGUCAUUAUCCUAACGGAUUUUUAUACAGAGAAACUUUUUACUAAGACAACGUUUUCAACAACAACGUUUUCAACAUUGGCAACGUUUCAACAAUAAGUUUGAUAUCAGUGUAAAACACCAUGUUUGUAAAUUUAUCCACUUACUGUAGACUGUAAUGCCAUUGCAAGUGCUGUGCAUUUUCCGUACAACCUUAUCAGUUUGUUGCAGAGUGUUAACUGCUGAUACUGUUAUUAACAGCCGCGAAUGAUGUUAUGUUUUAUUACUAGUGUAAUUUCUCUGUACA